This is a messenger RNA of Nematolebias whitei (Rio pearlfish), 2026 nucleotides long. Its product is annotated as bile acid-CoA:amino acid N-acyltransferase. Bases 48 to 1448 code for a protein of 466 amino acids. The transcript has 12 exons. The record is from RefSeq and is a predicted model, not a curated record. Gene Ontology annotation, molecular function: fatty acyl-CoA hydrolase activity. Gene Ontology annotation, biological process: acyl-CoA metabolic process; fatty acid metabolic process. Lineage: Eukaryota; Metazoa; Chordata; Actinopteri; Cyprinodontiformes; Rivulidae.
GUUCCUGCAGACUCUGUUCACACAAACGACUGGACCAAGACGCUGUAAUGUUCAGAGCAGGUGUGAGUGUGACAGCGAUACUGCAGCUCAACAGCAUGAAGAUGAAACUUCUUCAAAAGGUUUAUGGGAAACUGACAUGUCUGCAGCAGCUUACAGGUUCAGUUCGGUGGAGGAGCAGUGCCAGACCAGCACCGUUACUGACGGUCGCUCCUGUUCGCACCCUCGUGGAUGAAAAGAUCAGCAUCAAAGGUCACUUCCUGCCCCCCCACUGUCCCGUCACAGUGUACGCUCGAAUGCACAGCGAUGAGGGAGACCUGUGGGAGUCAUUUGCCCAUUAUAACACAAACGCAACAGGCACUUUUAGCAUGACCAGUGAUCAUUCAGUCGGAGGCUCCUAUCUGGGCUGUGAGCCGAUGGGAGUGUUCUGGGGGAUGCAGCCAGCUCCUGGAGAAAGAGAAGGUUUGAGACUCAGGAAGAAAGAUGUGGAGACUCCUUACGUGGUGUACAUCUCCCUACUGGAGGGUCACGUUUCUCCCAGGGAAGUUCAGACCACUGAGCUGGCUGCAGUUACUGCUGAACGGUGGUACCUCGCACCAGGAGUGAAGAGAACGGAGAUUCGUCAAAAUGGAAUUGUAGGAACUUUAUUCAUACCUCCUGGCCCAGGCCCGUUUCCAGCCAUGCUGGAUCUGUGGGGACUAGGUGGAGGACUGCAGGAGUACCGCUCUUCGUUGUUUGCAUCCAAGGGUUUUGUUAGCUUUUCACUUGCCUACAUAGGGCACAAAGAUUUACCUGGUCCGCCAAAUCGUGUCAAUGUUGGAGAUUCAUAUUUCAAGGCAGCAUUCCAGCUACUUCAGAAUCACCAUCAGGUCGUCUCAGACAGAGUCGGGAUCAUCGGUCUGUCCUUUGGAUGCUACUUGACGCUUCGCAUCGCUGCCCAGACUGGAGUUAAACCUUCCUGUUUGAUUGGUAUUAACGGCCCUGUUGGAAGUACAGUGACUCCCUUUGAUGUGGGGGGCAGUACUAAACUGAUUGAUAACAUCGAGAAAUAUUGUACAUACAACGAACAAGGUUAUAUAAUUUUCAAAGAGGCCUCCCUUCCUGCUAAUCUCCCUCCUGACAGCAUCGUCAAGGUGGAGAAGAUCGACUGUCCUCUGAUGUACGUAGUGGGUGAGGAUGAUCUGAGUGCCUCGAGCAUUGAGAACGCAGACAUGAUUGAGGAAUCCCUGAAGUCUGUUGGUAAGUCCAACCUGUUCACCCGCUUGUCGUACCCCGGAGCCGGACACCUAAUCGAGCCACCUUAUGCACCGAGCGUUCGAGCCUCUAUGUGGUCCGUCAAACCCAAGAAAUUGAUCACUAUGUGGGGGGGGCACCCUGCACCUCAUGCUGCUGCCCAGGAAGAUGCCUGGACAAAGAUUCUGGAUUUUAUGGAUAAGAACCUUAGGUGUUGAUAAGUUGGAGUGGUAUUUUACAUGAUCCUACACGGAACAAUAAAUUUAUCUGGGUAAAAGUCCCAUAAAUGUAUUUGUUGCUGUUCAUUAAGCAGCAGAUUCUCCACCAGAGGAAGCUGUUCUGUUGUUUCAGAGCUGUGACUUCAGAACCAGAUGCUGUGCAGUUUCAGUCAGUGAAAGUUAUUACAGCAGCAGUUUGAACUCAUAAAUGUCAGGUCACUUUGAGUUCAUACUAGUCAACGGGGUAAAAUAUUUCUUAUAUACCUUUAAAUAGAGCAAUUUAAGUAUAAAUGUAGAUAAUUCUGUUGUUGAUUCACAACAUGGCUUGGUCAUUUGCAGGAAUAACAUUGUAUGGUAGAAGAAGGGUGGUAUGGUGGAGCAUUGGUUAGCAUUACGCUUCAAAGCAAGAAGGUCUAGGUUCAUCUCUCAGCCUUUCUGGGUGGAGUUUACAUGUUCUACUCUUGCAUUGCAAGAGGAGUCCAGCCAAGACCAAAUGAGAUUUCAACUUUAUUCUCAGAAAUAUCUAAUCAGUUUUUCUAAACGUACGUCGCUUUGGCAUUUGAUAGCAAUUUACACUU